Pochonia chlamydosporia 170 is the source of this 546-nucleotide messenger RNA. Its product is annotated as mismatched base pair and cruciform DNA recognition protein. Bases 1 to 546 code for a protein of 181 amino acids. The record is from RefSeq and is a predicted model, not a curated record. Lineage: Eukaryota; Fungi; Ascomycota; Sordariomycetes; Hypocreales; Clavicipitaceae. The transcript has 2 exons.
AUGUCUGGCGAUAAAGCACCUUCCACCCUCCAGUCCUACGUUGACUCGGCUACUGGAGCUGUCCAGAGCGCCAUUGGCAGCUUGACUGGCAGCACGGGCGACCAAGCUCAGGGCGAUGUCAAGAAGGAUACUGCCAAGGCAGAGCAUGAGGCUUCUCAGGCCUCUGUCAAGGUUCCCGGAGCUGCUAUUUCCAGUGAUGGCGGUGCCGCAAAGGACCAUCCUGAUCGUGCUGCUGGCAACUGGAACCAGACUGUCGGUUCUGCCAAGGAAGCCGUUGGUGGCUUGAUCGGUAGUGAGAACUUGAAGUCAGCCGGUCGUGAACAAAACCUCGAGGGUCAGCGACAGGAAGCCAAGGGCCAACUCAACGACUUGGGCUCCGGUAUGGCUGCUCGUGCUCAGGGUACAGUCGGAGGUGCAAUCUCUGGCCUCACUGGCGACAAGGAGGGACAGGCACAUUACGAUCAGAUGCGUGCCGACGGCAAGGCUCAACAGCGUGGUGUUGAACACGACCUUGAGAAAAAAGCGGAAGCUGACAAGAAGGAGUAA